Messenger RNA from Blepharisma stoltei, 657 nucleotides. Lineage: Eukaryota; Ciliophora; Heterotrichea; Heterotrichida; Blepharismidae. The record is from the annotation of a GenBank genome assembly.
AUGAAAUUUGAAGAUUAUUUGGCGAUUUUUAAUAGCGUACAGCUUGUGGGAUGAAUUUCUGUGCUGUGAUUCGCGUGCGAGUAUGUUGUGGAGAACAAAACAGUUGAAAUCUUAUAUGAUGUGAAAAUUAGGAGAUUACUAGAGAUUAUGCUUGGAUUAAGUAUUGUUGAAGUAAGGUAUAUUCAGGUCUUUCACAAGUAUUAUAGACUAUCUUGCAAUAUUUGGCCUAAUAUAGUCCAAAACUGUGUCAGAAUUUUGAUAUUUUUUGGGAUAAGGGAUUUGAUACCAUGAGUAGGAUUAAUAUAGAGUAAUUGGCCUAUUGGAGCUGUUUUAUCGUGAGCUUUAAUUGAUAUCACUGAUUAUUUAUAUUUUCUUACGAAAUUUUAUGGGUUGAUAAAUUGGAUAUUUUGGCUGAAAUAUAAUGCAUUUUUUAUUCUUAUACCAUUAGCAACUCUUUUUGAGGCACUAUGUGUUGUUGAAACUAUUCCAGAUUUUUGAGAAAAUUGCCCAAAGAAUUCAACAUUUAGCUUUAGUUUUUAUUUCAAAUCGUGCUAUUUAAUUAUUUGUAUCAUGCCUGUGAUUUUGAUAUUGAAAUUUUUUUAUAUUUAUAUGUCUUCAUUAACAAAAAGAGACAUUGUCUAUGACAUAGCUGAUUAA